UGUACCAAACCUAUCCAAAAUUUCAUAUCACAGCUCUUUUCGUAGACUCUCUCUCUGUUCUCUCAAUCGAUCGAAUCGAUUCGAUUCUUCAGAUAAUCAAUCAAUCUAAUGGCGGAGAAGACUUUCAAGUACGUGAUUCUCGGCGGUGGCGUCUCUGCUGGUUAUGCGGCUAGGGAAUUUGCCAAACAAGGAGUUAAGCCAGGCGAGCUUGCAAUUAUUUCCAAAGAGGGGGUUGCUCCUUAUGAACGUCCAGCACUCAGCAAGGCAUACCUGUUUCCUGAGUCACCUGCAAGACUUCCAGGGUUUCAUGUCUGUGUUGGAAGCGGGGGAGAGAGGCUGCUUCCGGAGUGGUAUGCACAGAAAGGAAUUGCAUUGAUCCUCAAUACAGAAAUAGUGAAAGCAGAUCUUGCUACAAAGACUCUCGUUAGUGCUGCUGGAGAAACUUUCAAUUAUCACUUCUUGAUAAUCGCAACUGGUUCUUCAGUUAUAAGGUUGACAGACUUUGGUGUACAAGGUGCUGAUGCCAAAAACAUCUACUAUUUGAGAGAAAUUGAUGAUGCUGAUAAACUUGUAGAAGCAAUUCAGGCGAAGAAAAAUGGAAAGGUUGUGAUUGUUGGAGGAGGAUACAUAGGUCUUGAGCUGAGUGCAGUGAUGAAGUUAAACAAUCUCGAUGUCAACAUGGUUUACCCAGAACCGUGGUGCAUGCCUCGGCUUUUCACAGCAGGUAUAGCUGCUUUCUACGAAGGUUAUUAUGCAAAUAAGGGAAUUAAAAUUAUUAAGGGAACUGUAGCUGUUGGGUUUACUGCUGAUGCAAAUGGAGAGGUAAAGGAAGUAAAACUUAAGGAUGGUAGAGUGCUGGAAGCAGACAUUGUUGUUGUUGGAGUUGGAGGUAGACCUCUUACCACCUUAUUCAAAGGACAGGUUGAAGAGGAGAAAGGUGGAAUUGAGACCGACAGUUUCUUCAAAACAAGUGUUCCACAUGUAUAUGCCGUGGGGGAUGUUGCUACUUUCCCGAUGAAAAUCUACAAUGAAAUGCGAAGGGUUGAACAUGUUGACCAUGCCCGUAAAUCUGCUGAGCAUGCUGUGAAGGCUAUAUUUGCAAGCACAGAAGGGAAGUCAAUUGAGGAGUAUGACUACCUUCCAUUCUUCUAUUCCCGUUCCUUCAAUCUGUCAUGGCAGUUCUAUGGCGACAAUGUUGGCGACACUGUUCUAUUUGGAGACAACAGCCCAACAUCUGAAAAUCCCAAGUUUGGUUCAUACUGGAUCAAAGACGGGAAGGUAGUGGGUGCUUUUCUGGAGAGUGGGACUCCUGAAGAAAACAAGGCUAUUGCCAAAGUUGCAAGGGUCCAACCCCCAGUUGAGAGUUUGGACCUAUUGGCAAAGGAUGGUCUCACCUUUGCCUGCAAGAUUUAAAAAUGCCAGGACUCGGAGGAUGUCAGAACGACGGGUUUCUAUCGUUUGCCCGGUUUUCAUUAUUUAUCAAGCCUUGGCGAUGUUGGUAUUAUAUUAUAUAAACUGAUGGUUUGUUCAUUUGCUAGUCAUGAUAGUAGUCGACUCAAGACUUUAUACUCUAAAAGAUGUUUUUUUAUGGUUUAUCUGUAUACUCUGUCUGUGAGUUUUACAGCUUUGUCUGGAUUGUUA
This is a messenger RNA of Camellia sinensis, 1641 nucleotides long. RefSeq names its product monodehydroascorbate reductase 1 (gene MDAR1). The record is from RefSeq and is a predicted model, not a curated record. NCBI's taxonomy places the organism in Eukaryota, Viridiplantae, Streptophyta, Magnoliopsida, Ericales, Theaceae. Gene Ontology annotation, molecular function: oxidoreductase activity, acting on NAD(P)H. Gene Ontology annotation, cellular component: cytoplasm.